AUGUUGCGUUUCCUUGGAUUCUCUUCGGCAAGUAACGACGCCAAGCCAGAGCCUUCACGAAGUCUUCCAGCUUCGUGGUACAGGUCUCCAGAACUGCAUCAGCUCGAGAGAAGAGCAAUUAUAUCAAGAAAGUGGAUCCUGGUGACACAUUCGCUACGCUUCAAACAAGCGGGCGAGUUUGUCUCCUUCGUCUACGCCGACUUCCCUUUCUUCCUCGUCCAAGACCGCGAUGGCAAUAUCAACGGCUUUCACAAUGUGUGCCGCCACCGAGCAUAUCCUGUCGUCGAGAAGAAGUCUGGCAAGGCGAGCAUACUAAGCUGCAAGUACCACGGCUGGUCAUACGGGUUCAAGGGCAAUCUUGCCAAAGCGCCGAGAUUCGAUACGGUAACCGGCUUCGACAAGAGCCAAAAUGGCCUUCUCCCAAUCCACGUUCGCGUGGAUCCCGCUGGCUUCAUUUGGGUUAACCUCCAAGCAGGCGAACCAGACGUCAAGUGGGAAGACGAGUUUGGCGGUGUUUACCAGAAGCCGCGUAUGCAAAACUUUGACUUUGCAGGAGGCUACAAUUAUGACCACGUCUGGGAUAUGGAGCUGGAGGCCAACUGGAAGGCCGUCAUUGAGAAUUACAACGAGUGCUACCAUUGCCCAACAUCACACCCCUUGAUUGCGGGAGUGUCGGACUUGACGAAAUAUCAAGUAAAGCCAAGUGGAGGUUGCUUGGAGCACGAGAUCAUCAACAAGAAGGCUCAAGACGAGGAAGACGAGUUUCGACGCUCGAUCACCUUUUUUUACCCCUCAACUUCAGUGACGAUCACUCAGAACUUUUUCUACAUCCAGCGAAUGAUUCCAAUCAGCGCAACCAAAACCCGAAUCGAGAACGAGGUGUAUCGCUCUCACGACUCCACCGAUGCCGAUUUCGCCGCCAUCAAUGCGUUCUACAAGCAGGUAUUAGAGGAAGACCGAGAGUUGUGCAUUGGCGCACAGGAAAACCUCAGUGCUGGCGUCUUCAUUAGCGGCGAGCUUCAUCCAGAAAAAGAGAGGGGUCCGAUUCAUUUUCAAAACACGGUUCGAGAGGAGGUGAUGAAGCACCGGCAAAGGGAGUUGGAGCAAGGAGGCCGAGAAAUCUGGCCAGCCACGCCCAACCUACUCGGCCAGACGGGCACAGGGAAACUGAAUGAAGACGAGGCUUUCUGCUCGGAACUCGAGAAAGCUAACUGUGGUGGCCGAGAGGAACUAGCCUGGUGA
Colletotrichum abscissum is the source of this 1242-nucleotide messenger RNA. RefSeq names its product Rieske domain-containing protein. NCBI's taxonomy places the organism in Eukaryota, Fungi, Ascomycota, Sordariomycetes, Glomerellales, Glomerellaceae. Gene Ontology annotation, molecular function: iron ion binding; 2 iron, 2 sulfur cluster binding. The transcript is spliced from 3 exons. Bases 1 to 1242 code for a protein of 413 amino acids. The record is from RefSeq and is a predicted model, not a curated record.